AGCCGCAUAUGCCCUUGCCAGCUCGCGUUGACUAAUGCCCGUUUAUCCAUCCUACCAAAGCAUAUUCUUCAGCUACUCCAUCCUCUACUACCACUAGCCAAUUCUUAGUUCAAUCUGUUUCUUAGUAUCUCGACACAUUAGCGUAAGAAACCACUUAAUUAGUCGUAGAGAAGAGAGAAUUUAAGAUUGAGGAGGAGAAGGAGAAGGGGCAGAUCCAUCGAGCGACCAAAUCAUCAGUCCGCUAUGGAGAUCCUGAGCCCGUCGCCGCCGCCUAGCCCCGCUGCAAGCCAGUUUCUCUACGGCGGCGGCCCUCUCCACGCGGGGCUCCGCCGAGAUCACGCUCACGCGCUGCUCCACAUCGCCGUCGGGAGGUCGCCGGAGAAGACGCUGCCGCUGCUGCGCUGGGCCUUCCGCCGCUUCGCCUGCGCCCGCGUCGUCCUCCUCCACGUCCACCAACCCUCCCAUGCCAUCCCCACCCUCCUAGGAAAGAUUCCUGCCGCUCAAGCCACGGAAGAACUCGUCUUGUCCCAUCGCAUGUCCGAGAAGGACGAAAUGAACAAGAUCCUCCGUACCUACCUCACUUUCUGUCGCAGGGCGCAGGUGCAGCCAAGUCUUCUUGUCACAGAGAGUGAUCAAAUCCACGAUGGUAUCGUCACUUUGGUCAAGGAUCAUGGGGUUACAAAGCUUGUUAUGGGUUCUAUACCGGAUAAUUGCUUCAAGUUAAAACCAAGCCACAGCAAAGAAUAUUUUAUGGCAAAAAAUGCUCCAGCAUUUUGUGAAAUUUGGUUUGUUUGGAGAGGGAGACACAUCUGGACCAGAGAAGCAAGUGCAGCCAUUGACAACAGCAUCUCAGUCUACAACCAAGAUGAUAUUAUGAUGACCGUAAGGAGAACUAGGUUCAGCUCAAAUAGUAACGAUGCUGGAUCCAUGUUUGAUGACGGAUAUAAUACGUGCGGGACAUCAACAGUAGCUGAUCUUCAUGAAGUCACUAUUUUUAAUAAUGGUCGAUUAAAUGAUUAUGGAUCUCUAGGAGCUGAUGCCAACUGUAUCGACAAUAUGAACAUAUCAAAUUUACAAGAUGCAGAAUCUGCAUUCAACUCACCCCCCUGUCCUGAUUCCUCUCUACAUGGCGUAGCAUUACAGUUAUAUUCUAAGGAAAUGUUGGAUACAAAUCUCAGAAAAGUAAUCAUUGAAGCUGAGGGGUCAAGGAAGGAAGCUUUUCUUGAGCUGCUCAAGCGCAAAGAAACAGAGUUAAACGUGGCCAAUGCUUUUGCCAGGGUAAAAGCUUCAGAGUGUUCUAAAAAACUAGAACUGAAAAGAAGAGAGGAACUUGAAGGCUUAUUUCUAGCCACGAGAAAGCAGCAUGAAGAUCUUGCAAGAAGUAGAGAAAAGGCUGCAGCUGUGUUGGACUCUUCUAUGAGAAGAUUAGACAUUCUAGAUGCACAUGCUAAAAGCAUAAGCGAACGGAUGAAUGACGCUGUGGCAGAGCUGGAGGUGAUUCAGUCUUCCAUAAAAAUUCUUAAGCAGGAAAAAACAAAAGUGCAAAAGCUAGAAGAUAGACAUAUUAACCAGAUUGAAGGGUGCACGUACAGCCAUUAUAAGUUGCCGAAUUGCAGUUCAGUUGCUCUUGGUGAUGAUUCAUACACAUUUAGAAAAUCGACACUGUUAGAUAAGCAAGCUGCGACAUGUAAAUUCUCAGAGAGCUUCAAAAUACGUCCACAAGGUCAUGGGUGUGUUUACAAAGGAGAAAAUAUGAACAGGGGUGUGAUGAUUCAUAAGUUGCACUCACACAGAAUUAAGAGCCUGAUGCUGUUCGAGCAAGAGGUGCGCAUUCUUAGCAAGGUGAGGCACCCUCAUCUAGUGACCUUGGUUGGUGCAUGCCCAGACACACCGUGUCUUGUGUACGAAUAUCUGCAGAAUGGGAGCCUUCAUCGCUGUCUCUUCAGCGAACACAACGCCCUAUCGUUGCCCUGGAAAAUCCGUGCACGUAUUGUGGCGGAGAUCUCAAGUGCUUUACUGUUCUUGCAUUCCUGUAAACCACAGAUGAUUGUUCAUGGUGGCUUGAAUCUCGAGAACAUCCUUCUAGAUACAGACUUUCACUGCAAGAUAGUUGAUUUUGGUAUAUCCACGGGCGACCCGGCUGGACUGCUGGCACGCAAGUCUGAUAUAUACUCCUUUGGUAUUGUGAUACUGCAGUUACUAACCAGGAAACAUCCUGGGUUAAGCCUUGCUACUGAAGUAAGGAGCGCAAUGUCUUGCGGAAAGUUAUCAUCGAUCUUGGAUCCAACAGCUGGGAAGUGGCCUAUGGAGGUGGCUCGAAGGCUAGCAGAGUUUGGAAUCAAGUGCAGCGGAGAUAGGCUGGAGCUGACACCGGAGGCAGUACGAGAUUUGGAGCAGCUGCAUCUGAUGAGGGGGAGACAAGUACCCUCGUUCUUCCUAUGCCCAAUUCUCAAGGAAACCAUGGAUGAUCCUCAGGUGGCCGCAGAUGGGUUGACGUACGAAGGGCGUGCCAUUCGCGAUUGGAUGGAGAAUGGCCGGGCAGUGACCAACUUGGAGCUGAAGCAUCUCAAUCUCAUCCCCAACCAUGCCCUAAGAUUUGCCAUUCAGGAUUGGCUCUCUCAGUCUUAGCUGCUUCAACAUCCAACUAGUUAGAUAGUCCUCUAUAUGUAUAUGCUUCUGUAGUUAGUGUACUACUAGUAGUAUGUCAAUAGCUUAGUGUGCUGUGAAUAUUUUUGGUUAAUUUCUCUGGUUCGAUUGUACUCCCUCGGUUCCUAAAUAUGGGAUGUUGUAGCUUUCAGACUUGCUAAAGUUUGGCCAAGUUUAUAGAUCAAGCAAAUUUAUCUACAACUUUAAA
Brachypodium distachyon (stiff brome) is the source of this 2854-nucleotide messenger RNA. Its product is annotated as U-box domain-containing protein 33. The coding region runs from base 244 to 2628 and encodes 794 amino acids. Gene Ontology annotation, biological process: protein phosphorylation; protein ubiquitination. Lineage: Eukaryota; Viridiplantae; Streptophyta; Magnoliopsida; Poales; Poaceae. Gene Ontology annotation, molecular function: ATP binding; ubiquitin-protein transferase activity; protein kinase activity. The transcript has 7 exons. The record is from RefSeq and is a predicted model, not a curated record.